AUGCCAGACCCAAGCUCUUCCCCCAAGCGGCGCAUCCUCCUAUGCUCGACUGUCAACGGCUUCACCCACGCCGCCCCAAUCCUCGAGCUCGGCGGUGUACUCGCAGCCCGCGGCCACGAAGUCCACUUCGGAACCAACUCCGGCCAGGAGCACUGGGAGUCAGACUAUCCAUCCAUCACACGCUUCCAUAGCUUCGGUCCAGCCAUGCCAAACGUCGACGCCGAAGCGCCCUACGCGCGCAUGAUCCAGUGGCGGCCCAGCCACGGCGUUGGGUCAUGGAAUCCAACGGCCAAGGAUACGAUGAUCGAGUUUGGCGUCCCCAUUGCCGUCAUGUGGCCGCAGAUGCCGUAUCUCUUGGCGCCUGUGAGCUAUAUCCCCGCCCAGCCGGGCUUUUCACGCCCACGUCGGAGAAGGCUUCAAUUUGGUCGCGUGUCAGGAACGAGAUGGUCUUGUUCUGGGCGCUGCCGCACAUUUUUCAUUCGGUUCCGAUGGCUCCUGAACCGAACCAUCUUGUGUUUGUCAACUCGUUCUUUGGACUUGAACCGGACAAAGACUUGCCUCCACUUAUGCAAGUGGUCGGACCGAUCUUGGGGGAUGAGUACUCUCCACUCGAUGAAAGCUACCGCGUUUCUAAAGUCUCAUGAUAAGACGGUGUAUGUCGCUCUAGGCACUCAUAUCGCACUUCCGGAAGCAGAUCUAAUGAAGCUGCUCAACGCUCUUGUCAUGGCUAUAGAUGCUGGGUAUAUCAGCGGCGUCAUCUGGUCUAUCGGGAAGUCAGCGAGGCUAUAUUUUGAUAGAUCAGCACAUGUCGAGCGAACUCAUGGUGGAAGGAUCUUAGUUGGUGAGAUUCUCAAUGAGAAGCACCCCGAUAUUCGACUCUAUCUCACUCAAGGAGGCAGUUCUAGCGCAAAUGAGACCCUAUUCCACGGAACUCGGACUCUGAUUCUGGGCUUCUUCUUCGACCAACUCGCCAACAGCGCCCGACUCGUCGAAGCAGGCGUCGGCCUCGCCCUGGACAAGUUCGACUUCACCACCGCCGAGAUCUCAGAAAAAGUCGGCCGAAUCGUCUCCGACGUUGACGAAUCCUUUGGCAGGAAUGUUGAGCGUAUGAAGAGGAUAGCACGCGUAGCAUCCCGGCGCAAAGAAGUUGCUGCCGGCAUAGUCGAGGAAGUGAUCUUUGAUCACGAGUUGCGCUCGGUAGGCGGAAGAGCGCUGCGACCGAUGCACCUUCAGACGGCAGACAUGCGGAUGCCGGUGUGGAAGGCAAGAAACUGGGACCUGUGGCUCGUCUCCGUCUCUAUAUUGGCGGUCGGGUGUACAACCUACUUCAUAGGCGCAAAGUAUGCUCGGCGACUCGAUUUAGGCAUUUUUAGAUUUGUCUCGGGUAUCCCCGACAUUGCGAUGGGGAUUUCAAACGAACUGAUUGUCGUGCGGCUGGGCAACCCGGAUGUGAAGACUCUCUUGUCAGCAUGCCUUGUCUUCAUACUUGCCUACGGAGCAUCGAAGGUCCUCAAGGCAUCAUGGAAUGGCCUCACAGGCCCAUUGGCCAAAAUACCCGGGCCGUGGCUCAAUAGGUUCACGGCUUUGCCCUGGAUGGUGGCAGUCGUCAGAGGCAAGGCGUUUGAGCAGGGGAUCAACUACAACCGCAAAUAUGGCGACAUUGUUCGAGUCGCCCCCGAUCUGGUUCUCGUCUCCGACGAAAAGUCCGUCAACCAGAUUCUAGUCGGAAUGGAUCUCCGAAAGAGCGUCCUGUAUGAAAAGUUCAGCCAAAAUGAAGACGGCGUGACGCUCUUCACGAUGCGAGAUCGGGCGCAGUACCGCACCCGGCGAAGGCUCUUCUCCCACGGCUUCGCCAUCAGUUACCUCAAGGGCCUUGAGCCGCUGAAGAUGAGUUGCAUCGGGGCGCUCGAGGAGUUUAUCGACAACCAAUGCACCCGGGAUGGAGGCGAGACCGUCAUUGAUGCAUGGAACCUGAUGGGUCGCCUGGCAUCCGACAUCAUGAGCGCUACCGCGUUUGGUGGCUCGUUUGAGUUGGUGAAGAAUGGGGAGCAUCCUAUCCGCAAGAAGUUCUCUGAGAGCUUCAAGAGGGGCACCAUUUAUCAACUCCUGCCUUUCUUGAAGUAUAUCCCCUUCCUACCCAAGUUCCGGGACCCCGAGCUGGCUCAACUCAUCAGUGAUAUCAUUGAAAAGAGACAAGCGUCGACCGAUAAGCUAGCCAAGCCUGACCUGCUACAGUUGCUACUAGACACGCACGAGAGAAACCCAGAGACUCUGUCGCGCAUCGAGGUGUUUUCCGAGAUGCUCGUCUUCUGGUUGGCUGGUAGCGAGACAACAGCCAGCACGCUCACAUUCGCGAUGAUGUUCUUGCUAAACGACCCCCCUUCCUACCAGAGACUUGUCAACGAGAUCCGCGGUAGGUUUCCCUUGUCUAAUUCGCCGGUUUCGGAUGAUCAGACAACGGAUUUGCCGUUCUUGCACGCUGUUCUGAAAGAGACGAUGAGGCUUGCUCCUCCGGCAACUGGCGGACUACAAAGGCAAACUGACGAAGAUGUGAUUCUGUCUGAUCACUUGAUCCCGGCUGGGACUAGAGUGACUGCAAACACCACUGUACUGCACUGGGACGAGAAGCAGUGGCCUGACGCAGAAAAGUUCGUCCCCGAGAGGUGGCUGUCUGACUACAAGGGCAUGGCCGCCAGCGAUAAAACAGCGUAUUACCCCUUUUCUGCGGGAUCACGAAACUGUAUUGGAAAACAAUUCGCGUGGACGGAGUUGCGGCUCACGCUUGUGUCUUUACUUCGGCGGUAUGACCUGUGUCUAAUCCCCAAUCAGUCUCAUGAACUUGUUCAUUUCACGGUCCUUCAUCUGAAAGCGGGAAAGUACAUGAUUGGCAUCAGACCUAGAGCUUAG
Colletotrichum scovillei is the source of this 2907-nucleotide messenger RNA. RefSeq names its product cytochrome P450. The transcript has 10 exons. NCBI's taxonomy places the organism in Eukaryota, Fungi, Ascomycota, Sordariomycetes, Glomerellales, Glomerellaceae. The record is from RefSeq and is a predicted model, not a curated record. Gene Ontology annotation, molecular function: UDP-glycosyltransferase activity; iron ion binding; monooxygenase activity. Bases 1 to 2907 code for a protein of 968 amino acids.